Molecule: messenger RNA, 2295 nt
Organism: Penicillium brasilianum
Lineage: Eukaryota; Fungi; Ascomycota; Eurotiomycetes; Eurotiales; Aspergillaceae
Source: the annotation of a GenBank genome assembly
CGGAGAGACCAAAACACAUAUAUACAGUUUCCCCAUACUCAACCUUCCACCCCCCCUCACCCUUCCUCCAUAGCAGCUCUGUUCAAAAUGUCAACCCUCAAUGCGUCCUUCGAGGACGCCAUUCGGAUUACUCCCCAAGGCAAUAACAAGUACAGCGCCCAUCUUCACCCAGAAUGGUGCAUCGGAACCGUCCCCCACGGUGGCUAUACAACGGCAGUCAUCUACAAUCUUGCCCUAACACACUUCGCCUACGCCCACCCAACACAAUAUGAUACCCCCGCCUCCCCGAUCUCCCUCCAACUCUCUUUCCUCCGUCGCACGGCCGCCGGCCCCGCAACCCUUGAAGUCGAAGACGUAAAGAUCGGCGCGCGAACGAGCACAAUCCAUAUCAAACUCCUGCAACCAUCCGAGAAGAACCCUGCUCAACUCAGCGUCAAUGUCGUUGGCUACAUCACCGUCAGCCCGCCCAGCGCGGAGGUCGGUAUCAGCGCGCCAACGGGGUGGAAGCCGUAUCCCGCCCCGCCCCCGGGUUCUCUUCCCGAUGGGAAAAUCGACCUGCCCACUCUCGCGCGCACUGGGAAGGACGGCGCGUGGAUAAAGCAGAAUCCUCCCUUCCUUGAUUUCCGCCGCGCAGGCGCACAGAUCGAGCUAUACGGGCCCCGGAAGGACGAGACUCGGCAGCAGCCCACAGGGGCCACCACUAUCGACCAGUGGGCUCGGUUCCAGCCUGGCGGGGACAAGAAUGGUCGUUGGACGGACGCUGCCGUUGUCUAUCUGUUGGAUAUGUUCCCCAUGGCGUUGGAGGGGUUCGAUACCCUGUCCGCGACGGCGGUGGCUAAGGCUAAGGGGGAGGAGGUGCCGGAGACGAAGGCUAAGUUUUGGUAUCCGACCGUGACGUUGAAUAUUGAUAUGAAGAAGCAUUUGCCUAAGGAGGGGGUGGAGUGGUUGUAUAGUCGUAUUGUGACUAAGGUUGUGCGGGGUGGGAGGACGGAUUUGGAUGUUAGUGUUUUGGAUGAGAAUGGGGAGGUUAUUGCGUUGAGUACUCAGGUUGGACUCGUUGUGAGUGCGAGUCGUAAUGUUGGGUCGAGAAAGUUGGAGAAGUUGUAGAUGGCUUUUCGCCUGGGGAUCAGGGUUAGAGUGUUGGCUCUGUAGAUAGCGUUGGAAAUAUAUAUUUGUGAUUAGACUAGGUAUAUUUAGCUAAAUCGAUUACACACUACUCGAAUCGACGUGCGGAAGGUUUCAAACCGAUGAAAAUGCUCAGGUAGAUUGUAUCCACGAUUCUCUUGAUUUGUACUGCCCCAAAUUAUCGGGUCGGCUUGAAUAUAUACACACACGCACCAGGAAGCAUCCCCAUUCUAUAUGAUCAGAUAUGUACAUUUCGUUCCUCACAAACCUACAGCCUCUGCUCAGAUGUAACAAUCCAAAAAGCCAUUGCAUCAAUCUUCACAACCUUCCUCUUCGCCCACUCCAGAUGACCCCCGGCACCCGCCUCAUCCUCCUGCACAGCCUGCGCCCUCACCCAAUACUUCCUCCCAAUGCGCGCUACAACCCUCGCUCUCACAACCAACACCUGCGGCGUUGUCACCGGCUUCUUAUACCGCACAUCCAACUGCACUGUGAACGUCUUCCCCCGAGGAUUCUCAUUGACCAGGCCCGAAGACAUCUGCACCGGCACCGAAGCAUGCGCCGCCACAGCCAGCGACAUCGCCUCGUCGAUCAAGGCCGCGACAACGCCCCCGUGCACGGUGGACGGGUGUCCCGCGAUCCCCGAUCCGCCGAGGUCAUAGAUCAUGAUGAUAUCCGCCGGGUUGGCGCCCGGUGUCGGGGUACCCGAUGCGCCGGCGGCAUCGUUCUUCGUUGCGGGGAGCCAGGUGGGUGGUGUUGAUGACGGGGUACUGAGAGUGCGGCGUUGGAGGGUGAGGACGUGUGGGAUGGUAGACGGGGUCUUUAUCGUUGCGGCGAAGAAUCCGUCUUCCCCGCUGGGUUUAACUCGGCGGGAGUCCGUGGGGAUUGGGGUGUAGUCCUCGGAGGAGAGGAGGGAAUUGGCCCAUUGGUGGUUGCGGAAGUGGGCAAUUGCCGAUGGCAGAGAUGCGGCGUCGGCCAUGUUGAGGAAUCGUGAUUUGAAGAGAGUGACUGCAACCACCGGAUGGGAAAGGAAAGAGUAAUCGAGCUACUGCAUCAUUGUUACCUGUCGAUCCUUUGCGCCGGCAAUAUCUCGGGGACCUCGGUUGGUUCCUAAUCGGGCAACUAACCUGGACCCUCAUUAGGUAAGCGAGAGAGAGAGAGAGAGAGAGA